CGUGGACAAAAAGGGAUACAUCGGACUGAUAGUGGAAUACACGCGAAGUCUCUAGUGAAACUUGUGCGUUUUGCUAUAUUAAAUCAAAGAGCAUUUUUUUUGCUUAUUACAUUCUGAAUUAACAAAGAAUUGGUCAAGAAGCAGUAUGUGUUUAGAGCCUUAACACGCGCUAAUCAGCAGAUUCGGAUCCGGUUUGAGAGACGUUGGCAUGCAACAAAACAAAAAUCGUUUGUAUCCAAGGUAGAACAGGUGUGGACGAAGAAUGAAUUUAUAAUAGAACAACUCGAACGAGCCCACUUUCUAGGUAUACUGAAAAGUUUGCUGACAGUGUGGUCUUUUCGGCUUAGCGAUUGUGUUGUUAGUGAAGCGGAACGUUUAAGAAUCAGAAUCAACUUUUUCAAGAACUACUGUGAUAUGGCAUCAUGGAGAUGUAUUUUUGGAUUGCUGCUUGCCACAUGUUAUUCAUCAGUCUCUGGAUUUUUGCAAAAAUCACUCUCUGGAAAGAGUUCGGUGAACCCAACCCAGUAUGGCAUUGGCAAUGCCUUCAAGGUACCUGCCAGAAGCAACACUACAACGAAACCGUGAGCUCGUCGCCUCUAAGCCUCCCAACUUGCAGACUAUCCUGCUCUGACGCCGCAGGGUUGUGGCCCAAACCUACUGGUGAUGUCUCAGUGAGCAACAUCUUCCAGAAUGUUAAUUUUAACAGCAUCGACGUUGUGCCAAAACAGUCAAAUUCACCAUCAUCUAAGUUGGUCAGAGAAGCUGGAAAAGUCUUUAAAGAACAAAUUCAGGCUACGAUUCCAAGAAGGUUCAAUCCCAAAGGUGGAAAAUCUCUAUUAGUGGACGUAGAUAUUAAAAAUCCAAGCUUCAGCAGACUAACAUUAGACACGGAUGAAAGCUACACGUUGAAAUUAUCUGAAACUAGUGAUGGUAGAUUAAAUGCCUUAAUUUCGGCUCAGACAUUCUUCGGAGCAAGGCAUGGUUUGCAGACGUUGAACCAGUUGAUAGUCUUUGAUGAUUUGAAGGGAGAACUCUUGAUUCCAAGCGAGGCUCUGAUAACUGACAAGCCUGCUUAUCCAUACAGAGGCAUUGUUUUGGAUACCUCUCGUAAUUACAUCACAAUAGAUGCGAUCAAGAGGACUCUUGCAGGUAUGGGAGCCUCAAAGUUGAAUACAUUCCAUUGGCAUAUAACGGACUCCCAUAGCUUCCCUUACGUUUCGAAAUCUAGGCCAGAGCUCUCGAAGUAUGGGGCAUAUUCUCCCAGUAAAGUAUACACUGAUGAAGACAUCAAACAGAUUAUAAAGUACGCAACAGUUCGAGGAAUUCGGGUUCUUCCAGAAUUCGAUGCCCCAGCGCAUGUUGGUGAAGGAUGGCAGAAUACAGGGUUUGUCACUUGUCUAAACUGGCAACCGUGGCAAAGUUAUUGCGUAGAGCCACCUUGUGGACAGCUAGACCCAACGAAAGAUGGGGUAUAUGAUGUUUUGGAAGAUAUCUAUGGAGAUAUGAUCGAGCAAUUUCAACCAGACAUAUUUCACAUGGGGGGAGAUGAAGUAAACUUUCACUGUUGGAAGAGUACCCCAAACAUUGCGGAAUGGAUGCAAAGGAAAGGUUUAAACGUUUCUGAAGAGAAGGACUUAGUACAGUUAUGGAGGUACUUCCAAGAUAACGCUCUUCAAAGGCUGGAUAAAAAAGCUAAGAGGAAUAUUCCAGUGGUUAUGUGGACUAGUCACCUUACUGAUCCAGAAUAUUUGACCAACGCUCUGCCCAAGGACCGAUACAUAAUACAAAUCUGGACAACUGGAACCGAUGCACAGGUCGGAACUCUCCUUGAGAAUGGAUACAAAGUAAUUUUAAGUAACUACGAUGCUUUGUACUUUGACUGUGGGUUUGCGGGGUGGGUUACCAGUGGAAACAACUGGUGUUCACCAUACAUUGGCUGGCAGAAGGUCUACAGUAAUACCCCUGAGAAGAUUGCAGGUCCUACAAAGAAGCACCUAGUGUUAGGCGAAGAAGCCGCUCUAUGGACAGAGCAAGCGGAUUCAGCUUCGGUGGACAGCCGUCUUUGGCCUCGAGCUGCGGCACUUGCCGAAGCUGUUUGGACAUCGCCAGCCAAUCCUAGUUGGGAGGCAGCGGAGCAACGGUUUUUGGCACACAGAGAGAGACUGGUCGAACUAGGUAUAGGUGCUGAUGCGAUUGAACCAGAAUGGUGCUUGCAACAUGAGGAAAAUUGUAGGAUCGGGGCUAAGCUCAAUACUGAUACUAAGUUUAACUGAUUUGUUAUGGAUCUUAUGGUUAAGAAGUAUUUUUACUAUGUUUCAAUCUUCCAGUUUUCCCACACAAGUUACUAUUAUACGAAGCAUGCGUUGAAAGAUGAAUAAAAUGACAAUACUGGCUUAGUUUGAAAUACAGAGUGUUACAGAAUGUUGUCAAGAAAACUUAAAGGCAUAUUUUGCACAUACAAACAUAAAAAAUUCCAUACAUAGACAUAAGACUCGGAAUCCUCUGUUUUAUGAUGCGAGAUAUUUAAACAUUUUGUACGUUUGUCACUCAUGCCAAAAGAAGCAAAUUUUGUAGAUAUAAGACUAACCAGAAAAAACAUAGCGUCCACAAAACAGCUGAUGGCGUCUAAUCACGUGUUGUUAUUUGGCGAAAGAAACAUGUGGUGAUGCCAAAUCGACAAUGCUUUUUUGAUGAAUUCAUUGUCCGCCUCUUGUAGCGAAAGGUUAAGCAUUUUUUGUUCAAAUUCACUUACGCUUGGAUAUUUAUGGUGAGGAUAUUUAUCAUCCAGUCUACAAAAUAUAUGUUUCACUCAAUGGGUACGUCAUACGAUACAAAAUAUUUAUGCAAGUGUAUCGAUCAGAGCAAUCACAAAAGAUAGCCGGCAUUCUGAUAUUCUUUCACCUUAACCAAUGGACCCCACAGUUAAUAUUAUUCUUAGAAGCUCAGUUAAUUAUUAGAUCUUGCAUCUUGCAACAUUAUGACAAUAGGUCUUUUCACGGUUUUUGACGGGUCUCAGUCAACUUACAGGAAUUACUUCCAUCAAUCAAUGUCACUCACACAUACAUAUGUAUAUGCAAUAGACCUCUAUGCACGAACGUUUGUUUGUGUGAACUGGCAGACAUACGUUUUUUGUUGUUUGUUGUCUCACCAUCAUGAAAAAUUUUUCCGUCAACGUAUGACAUGUGAUUUGAGUUUACCGCUUUAUGUUGUUGAUUUCUGACAAAAUAUAGAUACAACUAUAAUGUCGACAGUCUAUGCUAAUUUUUUUGGAUCCAAAUAGUGAAUGAAAAGAACGGUUCUCUGUUACACAGUUCAUGUGGGUAUGCAAGAGCAAGUAGCGACCGCGUUAAGGAUCGGCUUGCGCAGUGUGCAAUUGCGCUGUGAAGUUAAGCUCAAAAAGUGGUACCGUUAAGUCGAUCGGUUUACUUAAUUAGUAUGGCAUGGUGACGUAACCGUCAAAAACUGUGAAAGGAAAUGUAGUUCAUUCAGCUCAGUAACAGUUUCUAAACAUUUUCUGUCAGUCUGGCAACACUGUAUAGCUGCCAUUUAUGGCCGAACCGCCAAACCAGAGCCAUUUUCCUGUGACCCAGUUGAGUUACUCGGAGUUGCCGCAAAACGAGGUGGCUUUGUAACAGAUUUAAUAGUUUUUGUUGAUUAUGAAAUUCUUUCUAUCUUAUACAAAUUAAAUAUUCCAAAUAUUAGAAAUCAAAGUUUCAUCAUUUGGUUACUAAUCUAGCCCAUAUUGCUAAAACAGAAACUUUAAAGAAGAAAGUAAUUCACAAAAAUUGGACCCCACUUAAUGGAGUCACUUUGUGACACCGUUAGCUUUCCUUGAAUGCACAAAGUCAGAGUUUAGCCGGGUGUGUUUGUGAAGAAUAACAGUCUCAACCUAUGUUCUUCUUGUUGGAUUUGUCACAAAUUCACCUUCGAAAUUAUUACCAUAUGAAAAUGUGUGUCACAAACUGUACCCAUAUAAAACCACUAAUCGAGUAAGAAUACUUUAUUUAUCUCAAUUCAGGUAAAAAAUUAGUAAAUAUGAAACUUAAAGCUAAUAAGUGCAUAAUUAAUCAAAAAAUGUGUAACAAAGAUGGCAAUAAACACACUAAAAAUAAAUGCCUAUUUCUCGGACGCGAAAGAUUUCUCUACGAGACGUGAUUUGCACUGGUUUAUUAAUUUUUGACUAAAUUAUGUCGGAAAUGUCAUAAAAAAUUUUGUCCUUCCGGUCAGACCACUUCCAAUUGGCACCACACUUCUCCACUGCACUAACAGAGACUUGAUUUUCUUUAAGGCUGGUGAUGACGCCAGGAAACAAAUUCCCUUCACAACAUACAAUAACAUGAUUUCCAAUAUUUGCUUUUAUAUCAUCAUUGACCACUGAUCUACUUUCUGGUAUUUCACCUUCAGUCAUAUCAUAAAACUCAUACAUGGGCGACGAGCCACUCUCCCUAUAUGAGACCACAUCAGAAUCUUGAUCGAAAAUUUUUGUUGGAUUUUUCAAACGGUAUUGCCGUUGAGGACUUUUCGAAUUGUAUGGACGUUGAAGGUUCUCCAUAUAUCGGUGACGUCGAUGGCAUAUUCCGAACUUCAUCGUUUGAAGACACUUUUUUAGCCAGCCCGUUUGCGCUCUUUGUUUUGUGAUUUUAGUCUAGCUUUUGUCAAUUCGUCAGCAGCAAGGUCCACAUGUGCUCUUACCGGGAGCUAUAUUUACUCUUUUACGUUUUUGACAUUGACGUAACCAAAACUGUUGGGUCUCGUUUUUUCUGUAAAUGUUCUAAAAAACUUUCACCCAAUGCAUCAUUUACGCAUGAACUUUGGUUGUUCAUAAUUUCUUCUGGCAUGCGACUCAACACUUCUGCACGGUUGAGAGGAUGUCAGCCACAGUUUCAGAUACCAGCCGGGAGAACAUCAACUGCUCUGUCAUGUAUGAUAACCAUUAACUUUUUCAACAAAGCGGGAAAUUGAUCCUUGUGUAUCGUUCCACAUCUACUACCAAAUACCGCGUCCUUUCAUUCAUGCGAAAUCAUUCAACAGUUACUCUUCGUAGGCCUAAAAAAUGCCUCGUCCAAGGGUUGGAGUAAAUGAGUUGCAAUAGGGUCUAAUGGAAUGAAAUAUUGUUUGCCUCACAUUGCCGAAUAACCUCAAUAUUUAGGUGCGAACUUAAAUUGUCGCCUAUAAGUACCUUUCUUCCAUCCUGUUUUUUAAGACGAAUAGGUGACAUGAGAUUAAUGAACCAGUCUUCAAAACACUGGUAGUCGAACCAGCCGGAUUUUGUUGUUACACCGAGCAUGUCCAGGUCCAUUUUCCGUCCAGGUUUGCCAAAGCUUCUCCGAUUUAUGAACAACAUAUACUGGGGCGAUUUCUGCGGCUGUGUUUCCAGCUACCAUUAAUGAAGUACAUGUCUUCUUAGCAUGCCGGAUUUGCUCCAGAUACUUUGUGCCUCGUUUUGUAAGCACUUUUGUAGAACCAGGAUCAGCGCCUAAGUUUAUUUCCUCCUAAUUCCACAAGUUCGAUGGAGCAAUACCCUCUAGCUCUGGUUCCAGAUUAUUAAAGAAGUUGUAUAUAGUGUCGUGAUUCACUGCAUCCUUCGAAAUACUUAUGUUUCGAGCAAUUCUAUUAGCCUUGUGUCUUUCAAGAAAUGAUGUGACCCAUCCUUUUCCGGGGAAGUUAUUUUUAAAAGGUCUUACCUUUGUUCCUCUCUUAUUUAAAUAAGCCUUUACAAUAAAACGGAGGUCAUGUGAUGUAACAAGAAAGCCAAAUGUGGAUAUGGCAAUUAUGUGAGCAAUAAUUCACUGCUCCUCUUAGUUGUUCAGAGCCGUUUGGCCCCCAGCGGGAAGAUAAUGUUUUCCAUGCAGCUUCAAAAACGUGUUGCAGUGAAGUCCAUAUCUGCAAAUUAUUAUUAAGCGUAAAUAUGCAAGCUUUCUUACUUUUUCGCUCAUUUUUUUACCUUUCUGCAGCAUCUCGUAUUCUUAGUUUUCUAGCUCUUAUUUUGCGAAGGGCUUCCUGAAGCGUCUCUUCAGUGUAAUUUUUAUAUGCGCGUGUGUCAGGCUUUCUAAUGUAUUUUCGGUACAUUUCUGUAACAAAAACUUACUGUCACAAAGUUGUUGUGUAGAUGGUAAAUAUUCUAUGACACAAAGUCAUCCCAUUUUUUGUUGACAUUUUACUUUAUGUGUCGCCAAUGGAAUGAUAAACAUAAUUUUAGUAUUGCAAAUACACAUAUACUUACCCUAUGUACCACUUCAGACUAUCUGAGUACCAAGAUCUAUUUAUUAUAGUUUCACUUGUACAAUAUGAAGUAUGACGAAGAAGUAAAAUGCAAUAAAAUGAUGCGUUCAUAAAAACCAUUCUCGAGACAUACCUACUUCUAGGACGAUAGCCACUGUACGACUGAUUACAACUGAGUACCCACUUCAUCUGGUAUCUGGGCAACCACAUCUGACAGACCUACUGACCUACGAUACUUUAACAAAAAGUGAAGGUCCCGCGGACCGCUCUGACGGACAAUGACGAAUAGAAUAGAAGCGAGUACCUUUGAAAAUGCAUGAGACCAGAGGGGUAGCGCUCGUGUGUCAAAUAUUGUAACUAUAUUCAAAUUUUCGCAACAAACACCCACUGUCACAAAGCCACCUGGCUGUCCUAGUCACCACGUUUUACGGUACUCUGGGUAAUUCAGAAUUGUACAGCACCAAUAUCGUUCUACUGCACCUUGUGUUCCCAUACACACUUUCUAUAGCAGUUCGGAAGCAUAUCACUCUCAAAUCAAAAACCAUUGGAAAGCAGUUUAGGGGCGGUGGUUAGCUCACAAAUCGCUGUUUUCGUUGAAAAUCAACCUAAGGUCAAUGAGGUCGACCGGCGGAUUUCAAAGACAUUCCAUUCCACAAUUCUCCCUUGGUGUAACUACUCUUUAGUAAGACCCUAUAGAAUGACAAAUGCUAUAAGUUUGGAGGAAAGUGAUCAAUAAAUACACAUACAUAAAGGAUAAAAUAUUUUAUUGAUACAUGAACUGAAUACGUAGGUACAUGGAUAAAAAAAUAGAAUAUAGGUUAUAUAUAUAUAUAUAUCAAAUUGCAAUGAAUAUAUCACAGCCUUAUUAGCUAACAUGCAUGUAUAGCUUUUAUGAGGAACAAUAAAUAUAAAUAAUAUGUUUAGAGUCGUUAAUUCUGUAGUGAUUCUUGUUUAAAUCAGGUAAUAUUCCAGAAGUGGCCCAAAAGAACGCUUAAGGGGGUGUUUUCGAACCUUGCAUGAGACAUAUUCUCGCAUGCGAUACUGAAAUUUUAUUUUUGUGAUUCUUGUCAACGUUUGUAAGGGCCGUAUCGUCAGUCGUUCCUACAAUUGUGGGACGCCUUUAUGGCGGACAAUUUGAUGCAAACAGAUAUUUGUAACAUAACCUCAAAAUAGAGCGCUGACACGUAAUAGUAGACCCUUAGAGAGCUGUCACUUUUGUUGUUUAAUUUUAAGACGGAUGUUGAGGAAAUGCGGUCAAUAACGAAGAAAAAAAGUACUUUCAAGCAACUCAUAUCCCUACUUUAUUAUCUGUCGUUUUGUGGAACAGUGAAAAAAUCUCGAAUCCGUCAUUCAUUGUCACAUGCUCUUAGCUUCGCGAGAUUUUGUCGAGUGAAAAAUGUCGAUUGCCAGAUUAAAGAAGGCACUUUUUGAGUUUCGUGUGACAUUUUCGCUAUCAUGCAUGAAACAUUAACCACUCGAUAUUCAAGAAAACCCUGGUCGGUGAAUCAUUCCUAAAUUAUUUUGGGCCGCUUCUCUCAUUCUGGAUUAAAAAAGAAUUGGUCUAGAAGCAACGCCUGUUCAGUCUUAUUCUUUGGAAUGUGAAGGAGUAUGAGAAUAAUUUUGUAAAACCUUCUGACACAAAGCUUUAAUGCUAGGUUGGUUCAAAAGUUCUGCCUCUCUCGAGAUCCGUCUGAUGUCGGCCAUUCGUUUGUAUUUGACAGCCAAGAAGUAGGCAGUCUUCAAUUGUUUGGCCUCAAUGUACGCAGAUAUCUGGAAACAAAAACAAAUAAUUUCUCUAAGAACCUAUCGGUUAACAGGCUAAAAAAUGGCAUCAAGAAGGUUGACUCUGUAGUUACCACACAACGCUGUGUACAGGGUGGCCAAUAUAUAACUGACUGAUUUUAAUUGCGCGCCAUUUUUUAUACACGCAUUUCAGUAGGUGGCGCCGUAGUAGUUGUUUAAAGCACAUGUGUCC
Molecule: messenger RNA, 8197 nt
Organism: Acanthoscelides obtectus
Lineage: Eukaryota; Metazoa; Arthropoda; Insecta; Coleoptera; Chrysomelidae
Source: the annotation of a GenBank genome assembly